AUGAGCAACGAACUGCCAGAGAGAAGGAAAAGCAAGCGCCUUGCGUCGACCUACGACGAGCACGAUGGCGAUUUUCACUUCUCACGCGGUUCGAAGUCGAAGCGUGCUAAAAAUGCGCAACCCGAGCCGGAGCCCGAACCAGAACCAGAACCCGAAACCGCACCGUUGCCGGUCAAAAAGUCGGGAAGAGGAAGACCGCCAAAGGCACGCGCCUCGACGACAGCGGCGCCUGAGCCAACACCCGUGAAAGAACCGACCGUUAAAAAGGCAGCGGCCUCUUCGAAGGGCAAGACGCGACGGACAGCGAAUUUGGAGGUUGUCGAGGAGGAUGAGCCGCAAUUGGUUGCGCCUGCGCCUGCGCCUGCGCCUAAGCGGUCAACGCGCCGGAGUACGCGCAAUUCGACGCACACAACAGAGCAGGAGCAAAAGCCGAUACCCAGGCGUGCAUCCAGGCCAGCACCCAGACCAGCGCCUAUACCUGAUGAAAGCCACGACGAUGUGGAGAUGUCAGAACCGAUGGACGUCGAUAGGCGGUCUUCACCACGCAUCUUGAAUGAUUCGGUCGAGUCAGCAAAGAUUGCGCUUCCAGUCAGCGACACGCCGGUGAUUAACCGCAACAAAGAGAUGAGGAAGAAGGGCGGAGGUAACCGCCGAAGCAGUACUGGUAUGCGGGGCCGCAGGGCAAGCUCACUCAUCGAGAGCGGUCACAACGCGAUACCUCAUCGAGAGGUCGCAACGGCGGAGUUCUACAAGCACAUCGAGUCGGAGGGUCUUAUGGAGCCGCGGCGAAUGAAGCAGCUGUUGACGUGGUGCGGUGAGAGGGCGCUGUCAGAGAAGCCACCGCACGGGAAGACAGGUUCCAAUGCGGUUCUGGGUGCUCGGUAUAUUCAAGAGCAGCUCCUGAAAGACUUCUCCUCCAAGUCAGAAUUUUCGGACUGGUUUAGUCGAGAAGAGGGUCCGAGAGCACCCGUGGUGUACAAGCCCAACCCACGCAAUAUUGAACACCAAGAGAAGAUUGAGCAGUUAGAGGCGAAGGUUAAGAGAUUGAAAGAAGAAAAGAAGAAAUGGUUGGCGCUGAAGAAGUCCCGCACAGAAGCUCCGCCGCUGUUCCCAGAAACAGAUCCUGCACAAACAGAGAGAGCGGACGCUUCAGUACUCGACCCCAACGAGGCGCAGAUGCUUAGCUUCAUCACAAAUCCCUCCUCCUCAUUCGACUCUGUCCGUUCGAAGGCGCUUUCCAGCCUACAGACCAUGCAGUCAACCCUUGAGUUCAAGGUGGACCAACUCGCAGACGGCAUUCACAAGCUUUCGCAGCGGGUUGACACGGCAGGCCGAGAGGCGGAUAAGGUCCUUUCCCUCAGCGCCGCGCGACUUAAGGAACGAGAGACGCGAGAGAAGGCCACCGCCGGCACCAAAGAGAUGCCCGUCAUGGAAGUGCUCCGCAGUCUAGGGAGGAUAUUGCCAGAGGGCGGAGGCUGA
Molecule: messenger RNA, 1479 nt
Organism: Colletotrichum karsti
Lineage: Eukaryota; Fungi; Ascomycota; Sordariomycetes; Glomerellales; Glomerellaceae
Exons: 4
Coding region: 1-1479 (492 amino acids)
Biological process (GO): mitotic sister chromatid segregation; cell division
Cellular component (GO): MIS12/MIND type complex
Source: RefSeq, a predicted model, not a curated record